This is a messenger RNA of Sturnus vulgaris (Common starling), 736 nucleotides long. The record is from RefSeq and is a predicted model, not a curated record. NCBI's taxonomy places the organism in Eukaryota, Metazoa, Chordata, Aves, Passeriformes, Sturnidae.
UGGAACCAUUGAGUUCCAAGGAGGAGGCCACUCCAAUAAAGCCAUGUAUGUACGUGUGUCUUUUGACACAAAGCCUGACCUUCUUCUGCAUCUGAUGACCAAAGAAUGGCAACUUGAGCUCCCCAAACUUCUCAUCUCUGUGCACGGGGGCCUUCAGAACUUUGAACUUCAGCCAAAACUCAAACAAGUCUUUGGAAAAGGACUUAUUAAGGCUGCAAUGACAACUGGAGCAUGGAUAUUCACUGGAGGAGUAAACACAGGGGUCAUUCGGCAUGUUGGAGAUGCCCUGAAAGAUCACGCCUCAAAAUCUCGAGGGAAGAUCUGCACCAUUGGUAUAGCUCCCUGGGGCAUUGUGGAAAAUCAAGAGGAUCUGAUUGGCAAAGAUGUGGUCCGACCGUACCAGACGAUGUCCAAUCCCAUGAGCAAGCUGACAGUGCUCAACAGCAUGCAUUCUCAUUUUAUUCUGGCUGACAAUGGUACUACUGGUAAAUACGGAGCAGAGGUAAAGCUUCGUAGACACCUGGAAAAGCACAUUUCACUUCAGAAGAUAAAUACAAGAAUCGGCCAAGGGGUUCCAGUGGUGGCCCUUAUUGUGGAAGGAGGUCCCAAUGUCAUCUCCAUUGUUCUGGAGUACCUGCGAGACACUCCUCCUGUUCCCGUUGUGAUAUGUGAUGGCAGUGGCCGAGCGUCUGACAUCCUUGCCUUUGGUCACAAAUAUUCUGAAGAAGGAGGGUAA